AUGAUAUUUCUGAUCGGCGCCAACGAUGCCUCCUACAAGAUCUUCCUGCCGAUUUACAUAAUGCACGACGCGAAACUACAAACAUUCCCCAAUUUUUCGUUCAUUUUACUAGAGCUACUACUCGACAUUCUCGCCGUCUACUAUGUGCUCAAAUGUGUGUACAUCACGGUCACAAUUCGAACGUUUCACAAAAAUAUGACAAUUUUGAUUGUGCUCUUUGCCGCGCAAUGGUUUUUGGUGCUUUUCGCGAACUUUCUGACGAAACCCUAUGAAAUGGGAUGGCUAACGAUUGGCGAGACUUCAAAUCUGAUUGUGAACUUUGUGUCUCAAAAUCCCGAGUAUAUGGUGAAGGUGGCGAGCGGGUCCGGUCACGAGCUAUUCUUUUUCGCCGGCUUUCUCAAAUGGUAUUAUGUGUUUUCGAUGGCGCACGCUUCCCUGGGGUUCGCUGUCGAACGGGCGGCCGCCUGCUAUUUCCUCAACGAUUACGAAAAGACGCCGCGAAGUUAUUUGGCCGUUUUCAUAUUGAUCGGAGUGCAGGGCUACAGUCUCGGCGUCACCUUUCUCAUAUUCUACAAUCAGUUCUACUUUCCAUGGCCCUACUUUUUGAUCGGCGGUUACAAUGGAAUUAGCCUAAUGGUGAGCCGAAAACAUGCACAUGUUUUGCAUACUUUCAACGCUAAUCUAAUCAUAAAACACGGUCUCCAGAGCUUACAAUGGGCGCGCAAGUGCGCCCCGCCCAAUAAGACGAUUCAUUGGCGCGAAAUUCAAAUUUUAACAGCAAAAUUUGUGUUUUUUGCCAGAUUAGACACGAAAAACCGAUAAUUUCUCAUUUGUCUCUCGAUAGACCGAUUGUAUAGGCUAUUACGAAUUUUUUAAGCGCAAGAGCGUCAAAUUUGGUCAAGUCGCAAAUCACAUUUAUCCGUUUGAAGGUUUUUGGCUAAAACUGCGUGAAUUUCAGUUGCUUUUCGGUGAUUUUUGCGGUUCGAGCGAUCAAAAUGCUUGUAUUUACGUGAUUUAUCAUUCUCAAAACCAAUUCUGUCUGAAAACGGCCAAGAAAGCGCCGAGUCCGCGAAAGAUGCGCCAAAACGUCAUUAAUUCUGAGAAUUAGUGUGUUUUCAUGUCGAACAAUCAUUUUUCAUCGCCUUUGACCACAAAAAUCAGAGAAAACGUGCUCAAUUUAUGAAAACGCCAUUUGGCCGAGGCCACGCCCAUAUUGUCAGCUCUGGAGACCGUGUAAAACAAUAUUCCAUUCAGCUCUUCUUCUACUGCCAUCGAUACAACACAAAAGUCACCGAAACGAUUGAAAACUUCUCGAAUCCCGACAAUUACACGCUGGCGGCGAGAUUUCAAGCCAAAGAGAACAUCCGCUGUUUCCAAAUGAUUUACAAAGUGAUAAUAGCCGGAAUCGUCAGUAUCGUCUUCAACUGCUCCGUUCUCAUUUUCAUCUAUUUGGGAACUUUCGAGCAGUUCGACAACACUUUGAACUUUUUAUUUCAAGGCGUCUUCAGCUUUUUGUAAAUUUAUUCUAACUUCAUUUUCUGAUAUAACAAUGCUUUGUUCGUUCAGAUGUCCGCUCAUCAUCUGCCCAACAAUCAUCUAUUCCGUGGAGUCUUGGCGCAAAUUCGAAUUUUCAAAAAGCCCAUUUUGGAAACGGAUUCGAAAAAUGAGAAAUAAGAGGAAGGUUAACACCAUCCCGAUUUUAGUCAAGCACGAAAACAUUCGAAAGGAAACUGACACCUAUUUCGAGCAAUUUAACGCGUCCUGGCGCUGACUUUGACUACAUUAUCUUUUUAUCCGUUACCGAUGCUCGGACAAUGAGAAACUGAGAUUUCGAUGUGUGCAAAAGUGCGUGAUGGUGUUUGCGUACACUUGGAACGCAUAAUAACGUUCCGAAUUAACCCCUCAGGGGCCUAUAUUUCACUUACACUUUGUAUAAACUAAGACUGACAGACUGAUAAAUAAACAAAUGCCAUGUACUUGAUCUUUUUUCGAACUUAGAUGUAUUUUUAAUGAAUUUUAACUAAUGUUAUUGUAUUUCUCACACAUUUCGGUCUAAAAUUCAACAUGAAGCCUGGAAAUACAAUCCGAUUUCGCGUAAUCUUCGAAGCGUAUCAUUAAUCUUGUUUCCGGUCGAAAGACGCCGUCGCCCGUGGCAACGCACUUUCAGCUGAAUUCACCUUUUGUCUCCUUUAUAUAUUUCUUCACUUCUGCCGCUUCUAUUCCGCUUAAUCCCGAAAAUUUUGGCCUAAAAUGGACAAAUUCAGGAAGACUAGGGGGAAAAUGGAGAUUCCGCCGGAUACAAAGUUGCGCAUCCGAUUGUGAGUUUUUAUUAGCUGAAAAGUAUUUAGAAUAUCAGAGAAUCAACACAUUUUAAUGCGAAAACGAUACGAUUUCUGUGGUUUAGGUCGAAAAUCUGAUAAAUCUGAAAAUUUGCAUUCAAAAAUUGGCCAUUCUCGGCCCAAAAAGUGUGCAAACACCACGGGUCCGCACGCGCUUAAUUUGACGACAUUUUUUAAAAAUUACUUCAGCGAAUUUCAGCUAAAGAAUUAAAUUUCAGCGGAAAAUCGGUGAUGCCGGUUGGAGAGACGAAGCGACUGCUGUCCGGCUACGAAAUGCCCGUGUUCGGCUUCGGCACGUGGCAACUUUCGAGGGGAAUCGCCGGCGAGCGCGUCCGCGAGGCCCUCGAGGUCGGAUAUCGGCACAUUGACUGCGCGACGGGCUUCGGGAAUCAGGCGGAGUGCGCCGAAGGCAUCAAGGAGUGGUGUCGCAUCCGCAAAGUCAAGGUUUGUACGCGAAAUUUGCAAAAAAAAUCGGGAUUUAACGGAAAAAAUCAAUUUUGCAGCGAGAAGAGCUAUUCAUCUCGUCGAAAAUCUGGAAUACCUUCCAUUCGUACAAUCGGUGCGUGGAAGAGGUCAAUAAAAUCCUGGAGGAAUUCGGCACCGACUACCUGGACUUGGUGCUCAUUCACUGGCCGUACGGGUGGCUGGAGGGCGGCACGGGCACGGAUUACCUGUUUCCGAGAGGGAGGAGCGGGAAAAUGGAGCAGUCGACGGUGGAUUUCAUGGAAACGUAUAGGGCUUUAGAAGCGGCGCAUCGACAGAAAAAGAUCCGGUCGAUCGGACUGGCCAACUUCAAUUUGAAGCAGAUCGAACGGGUCUGGACGGAAAGCACGGUCAAACCGGCGGUGGUUCAGGUCGAAUUGAAUCCGUACAUCACGCAGAUGGACAUCCGCAACUGGUGCUCCGAACGGGGAAUUGUCGUGUGCGCCCACAUGCCCAUCGGAAAUCCCGGAUCGAAUGUAUUUCGGAAGAGCGGAGAUCCGAACCUGUUGUACGAUGACAUUUUGCAGCCGAUCGCGCGGGGGCAUGGAAAGGUUUGUGGGCGGCGAAAUGAAAAAACCGGUAUCCAGAAAUUCAUUUUCAGACUGUCGUUCAAAUAAUUCUUCGCUGGAUUUUCGACAGUGGCCUCACGGCCGUCGUCAAAACUUCUGAUAUGAGUAAGUAUUUUUCCAGAUGUUUCUGUAAAAAAUCAAAAAUUUGCAGAACGGAUCAAACAAAACGUAAACGUGUUCAAAUUCCGUCUGACACCCGAACAAAUGGCCCAAAUCGACUCGUUGAAUCGCGAUUUUCGAAUUCUGAAUCCGAUUAUCGGAAACUUCGAGAACCCGCAUUUCCCGUGGCCGCAUCGUCCGAUUCAAUAA
Caenorhabditis sp. 36 PRJEB53466 is the source of this 3700-nucleotide messenger RNA. Lineage: Eukaryota; Metazoa; Nematoda; Chromadorea; Rhabditida; Rhabditidae. The record is from the annotation of a GenBank genome assembly.